UACCCUGAGCCCCUCCCACCCUGCCCCGCAUCCUGCCCCCGCGGCCCACUCCACUGCGAGUCCCGGGGCACCGCGCGCGGCGCCCCACUGACCCCUGCGUGGUGCCGGUCCCGGGGGAUCCCGGGCGCUACCUUUCACGGCGCCCCCGGGAUGGAGCGGGUCGGCGCCGUCCGCCUGGCCGUCCAGGAGGCCCUGCGUGCCCUCUCCUCUUCUGAGGACGGCGACCACAUCGCUAGCACUCUGGGGGCCCUGAAGCGGUACCUGGGCGGGACGGAGUGCCCGGCGCCCCCUGAGGAGCAGCAGGAGUUUGCCCGUGCCCAUUUUGCAGCCGUUCUCCGAGGCCUGCUGGGCGCGAUGAGGCCGGACUGGCCGCAGCUGAAGCCUGGAGACCAGCUGGAGGGACUGUGUACCAGCUUCUUUUUGGAGGGCCCGGCUAGCCAAGCCUUCCUGGUGCUGAUGGAGGGCAUUGAGAGCGCCGAGGGCCCCAGCGCUCGUCUGAUGAAAACAGCACACCUGCUGGCUGGGUUUCUGGGCGCCGGCCGGCUGGCAGCAGUACUGAAAGAGCAGUGUGGGCAGCAGCUGGAGCCAGCCUUCCCCGUGCUGCAGGAGACACUCCUGGGCCUAGUGGUCAGCUUGCCUGACCGCCUAGCCAACCGGCUGCAGCGUGAGAACUUGCCGGAGUUCUUGCCCCAGAACUACUUCCCGCUGCUGGGAGAGGCGGCUGUGCGGGCCCUGCAGGCUGUCGUGGGCUCCCUGCGAGGUGGCACCCACUGCUCCGUGUCCUUCGUGUCCCAGGCUGUCGGGAAGGCCUGUGUCCUGGGGCGGCACCGGGAGGUCCUUGGAGUGCUGGUGCCCCAGCUGACGGCGCUCACGGACGGCAGCUGCCUGUGGCAGCGGGUGUGCUGGCGGCUGGCAGAGCAAGUGCCUGACCGUGCUGUGGAGGCCGUGCUGACGGGGCUGGUGGACGCUGCCGCGGGCCCCGACGUCCUGUCUCGACUCUUGGGGAACCUGGUGGUGAAAAGCCCAAAGGCCCGCUUUGUGGUUACUCAGAAACUGCUCCUCCUUCAGUACAGACUCACGACAGCUGCACUGCAGAACCUGCUGGGGUACCUUGCCAUGGACAGCCAGCGACGGCUGCUCCUGGUCCAGGCCCUCAAGGACCUCCUGGAGACUUGGGGCAGCAGCAGUGCCAUCCGCCACACGCCCCUGGCCCAGCAGCGCUACGUCAGCAAGGCCUUGCUCCUGUGCCUGCUGCAGCUGCAGGAGGGGGAGCUCAGCCUUGACCGCGAAGAGCUGAUGGCCAGCCUGAUGGCAGGUGUGAAGUGCCGCCUGGACAGCAGCCUCCCUGCCGUGCGCCGCCUGGGCAUGGUUGUGGCUGAGGUAGCCAGUGCCCGGAUCCACCCCGAGGGCCCACCCCUGAAGUUCCAGUACGAGGAGGACGAGCUCAGCCGGGAGCUACUGGCCUUGGUAGUGCCCGGGCCAGCCAGUGACGGCCCCACAGAGACUGGAAGUCCUGCUGCCGAGACUGCCACGGAUGUGGGCGAGGAUCGGGUGCCCCCAGCCUCUGCCCGGGGCUCUGACUCAGAGCUGGACAGUGAUGACGAGUUCGCUCCCUACGACAUGUCGGGGGAUGGAGACCUGAGGAGCGGCAAGGCACCCCUGUACGUGCGCGACUGCAUAGAAGCCUUGACCACAUCUGAGGACUGUGAGCGCUGGGAGGCAGCCCUGCGGGCGCUGCAUGGACUCCUUACCCGGAACCCGGCUGCAGCCCGAGAGGUGAGCGUGGAGCUGGCCACGGUGCUCCUGCACCUGGAGGAGAAGACGAGUGUGGCGGGCUUCGAGGGUCUGCGCCAGCGGGCCUUGGUGGCCGUGACGGUGGCGGACCCGGCGCGGGUGGCUGAGUAUCUGACCACGCAGUUCUACGCACUCAACUAUAGCCUUCGGCAGCGCAUGGAUAUCCUGGAUGUACUGACACUGGCGGCCCAGGAGCUGUCUCGGCCCGGGCGCCCCAGGGAGGCCCCACUGAGCUGCCCCCAGACCCCUGUGGCCCUGGCCCCAGCCUGGCGAGCAGUGGUGGAUGAGCGUGUCCGAAGGAAGACCCGGCGGCUGUCCCAGGGCCCCACCCGGCACAUCCCGGCCGUCGCCACCCCCAAUCACUUCGGCCCGGUGGCCGGCUGCUUCUUCUUCCCCCUCAUCCAGCGUUUUGACAGGCCCCUGGUGACCUUCGACCUCCUGGGGGAUGACAGCUUGGUUCUCGGGCGGCUGGUUCACACCCUGGGGACCCUCAUGUACCUGUCGGUGAACACAGCGGCUGCCGCGGCCAUGGGUAAGGUGCUGCUGGAGCUCGUGUGGGCACUGCGCUUCCACAGUGACACCUACGUGCGCCGGGGGCUGCUGUCCUCCGUCUCCUCGGUGCUUCUGAGCGUGCCUGCCGAGCGCCUUCUGGGGGACCUUCCUGAGGAGCUGCUGGAGGCUGGGGCCUGGUUGGCAGAUGUGGCCAAGCAGGACCCGGAUGAGGACUGCAGGCUGCUGGCCACAAAGGCACUGCUGCUUCUGCAGAAACUACAGGACAAGCUGCCCGAACUGUGGGCGUGAGGCUGCUCUGCCUUGCCCCCGCCCG
This is a messenger RNA of Sorex fumeus (smoky shrew), 2620 nucleotides long. RefSeq names its product telomere maintenance 2 (gene TELO2). The coding region runs from base 151 to 2595 and encodes 814 amino acids. Lineage: Eukaryota; Metazoa; Chordata; Mammalia; Eulipotyphla; Soricidae. Gene Ontology annotation, molecular function: Hsp90 protein binding; telomeric repeat DNA binding. The record is from RefSeq and is a predicted model, not a curated record. The transcript is spliced from 20 exons. Gene Ontology annotation, biological process: protein stabilization; telomere maintenance via telomerase. Gene Ontology annotation, cellular component: cytosol.